UCUUCGCCUUCCUCAUUUCUCUUUGUUUUGGAAAAAGCUGGGGCUUUUCUGCUGAUCUAGGUUUAAUCUGUGGGCAGAGCUCUAUAUAAGGUUUCAGUGCUGAGCAGUUUGAAAGCUCCUCUGACUCCACCUCAGGUCAGAUCAGAUCAGAAGCAGACAUGGUGUCGACUAAAGUCACAGUAACAGUGAUAACACUGGUUACUCUCUGUGCGCUCACCAUCCAAACAUCUGCAGUUCAUCCCGGAUGCUGUCGCAGACACAUAAAAGGCAAAUUAAAGUUUGAGAGCAUCAAAGGCUACUCGGUGCAGCUUUUAACAGAGAUGUGUCCAAUCAGUGCCAUCAUUUUCCACCUAAAGAGUGGCAAAAAAUGCUGCACUGAUCCUGCUCUGGACUGGGUGAUGGACUAUGUCAACCGCAUCAGAUACGAAGCCCAGAAAGUUCAUCAGAACGCUCAGUCUCCCAUCAAGAAGCACUGAUGUGAAUUUUCUCAGGUUUAUCGUGUUUCACAGGAGCAUCUUCCUGUUAUGUAAUAUAAUGAAGAUCAGUUUGAAAAGCUCACGGCUGAUAUAUUAAUUUAAAACUUAUUAAAUAACGAUGUUACCGGCUCAGUUUUAAGAGCACUGUCAAUAUUAUUUUUCUAUGAAAUACUUUGUUGUUAAAUUUAACCCUAUUAAAGCUUUUUUAA
Molecule: messenger RNA, 685 nt
Organism: Austrofundulus limnaeus
Lineage: Eukaryota; Metazoa; Chordata; Actinopteri; Cyprinodontiformes; Rivulidae
Gene: ccl20a.3
Product: chemokine (C-C motif) ligand 20a, duplicate 3
Exons: 4
Coding region: 159-476 (105 amino acids)
Biological process (GO): immune response
Cellular component (GO): extracellular region
Molecular function (GO): chemokine activity
Source: RefSeq, a predicted model, not a curated record